AUGAGUCCACAAUCUUGCGAUGUUGUCGUCAACAGUGAUGAGACAGGACGUUUCUCUUGGGCUAAAAGUGUUCCUAUUGAAGAGCAAAUUGAGUCCCUUUAUAAGAAAGUCGAAGUGCGAGAUCCCGAUCAAAAAGAAUUUCUUCAAGCAUUCAGCGAAGUCUUACAUUCUCUGACCCCGCUCUUCAAGGCGGAACCGAAAUAUCUUGCUGUUCUUGAAACAAUUGCUGAACCAGAGCGUAUUAUUGUCUUUCGCGUUCCGUGGUUGGAUGAUCGCGGACACCAGCGUGUCAAUCGAGGGUUCCGCGUCCAGUUCUCCUCAACUCUAGGGCCCUACAAGGGCGGGCUUCGUUUUCAUCCAACUGUCAAUCUCGGUGUUAUUAAGUUCUUGGGGUUUGAGCAAAUUUUCAAGAACAGUCUAACGGGACUGCCAAUGGGGGGAGGGAAAGGCGGGUCUGAUUUCGAUCCUAAGGGAAAGUCAGAUAACGAAAUACUCCGUUUCUGCCAGAGUUUCAUGACUUCCCUCUAUCGCCACAUCGGCGCAGACACAGAUGUUCCAGCUGGUGACAUCAAUGUGGGGGGUCGGGAGAUCGGAUAUCUGUUUGGGCAAUACAAGAGGUUGAUGAAUCAGUUCGAAGGCGUUCUCACUGGGAAGGCUCUUAACUGGGGAGGGAGCUUGAUCCGCCCCGAAGCUACGGGAUAUGGUGCCGUGUACUUCGCUCAAAACUGGUCAGAGGACAACAACGUUCCCUUGAAGGGAGCUCGUUGUUUGAUUUCUGGAUCUGGAAAUGUGGCCCAGUAUACGAUCGAGAAGCUGAUCCAUCUCGGAGCUGUCCCCUUGACGAUGUCCGAUAGCUCUGGUUACGUUUAUGAGCCUGAAGGAUUUACUCCAGAAAAGUUGGAGAAAAUGAUGGAGAUCAAAAAUGUGCGAAGAGGUCGUGUUUCUGACUACUGCGCCGCUUUUCCAAGUUCGAAGUUCUUCACAGGGAAGAGACCUUGGGACAUCCAGAAUGUGAAGUAUGCGUUUCCAUCUGCUACCCAAAAUGAAAUCGAUGCAAGCGAUGCGAGGAUGCUUGCAAAGAACGGCUGCCUCUGUGUUGUGGAAGGCGCCAAUAUGCCAUCAACUAAUGAAGCCAUCGAUGUUUACAAACAAAGUGGCAUCAUUCUAUGCCCUGCGAAGGCUGCUAAUGCCGGAGGUGUUGCAGUCUCGGGACUGGAAAUGGCCCAAAACUCGAUGCGUACUGCAUGGACCCGAGAAGAAGUUGAUGAAAAACUGAAAAAUAUUAUAAAGUCAAUCUAUGAGAACUGCAAGGAGGCUGCAGCGAAGUAUGGUCAUCCUGGAGAUAUUCAAAUGGGCGCGAACAUAGCAGGAUUCCUGAAGGUUGCAGAUAGCGUCAUUGAGCAAGGUUGCGUCUAG
Messenger RNA from Condylostylus longicornis, 1416 nucleotides. RefSeq names its product NADP-specific glutamate dehydrogenase-like. Gene Ontology annotation, molecular function: L-glutamate dehydrogenase (NADP+) activity. Gene Ontology annotation, cellular component: cytosol. NCBI's taxonomy places the organism in Eukaryota, Metazoa, Arthropoda, Insecta, Diptera, Dolichopodidae. The coding region runs from base 1 to 1416 and encodes 471 amino acids. The transcript is spliced from 2 exons. The record is from RefSeq and is a predicted model, not a curated record.